AUGUCCUCUGUCACCUUUGCCGCCUCGCCCCCGCCACGCACCCCCACCCGCUCAGCCUUCCCCAAGCCCCGCCUGCCUCCCACCCCAGUGCCCCCCGCGCAGCUCACGCCGACCUCAAUGUCGGACACACCAAUAUCAUUUGACCAGGGCCAAGUCCCCUGCAGGCGUGCUGGAGAAGAAAGUGUCGAGGGCGCGAGUGCCGGGCGAGCACCGGCCGAUAUCUAUGAUCCGGAGCGACAGCCACUCAUCCAGCCGCGUGAGCUGGGAAGAAGGCGGGUCGCGUACCCGGUGCUUGUUGGGAUUCUGGUCGUGGUGGCCACAGGAUUUAUCACAGGCCCGCCACCAGAUCUCCCGCCGCUACACAGCACCACCUCGACCUCUGCGCCACUCCCGCUCCCAACACCUCUUCCCACGUUCACCCCACCCUCAGAGGGUGCUGAAGGCAGGCCUCUGUACGUCCCUGGUACUCAGGCAGAGCGGCAGGCCAAGGCCGGUAGAAUGAGCAGGCCUCUGCGCAGGGGUACGCACGAGAGUUGGUGGUCAGCCGAACAAGGCUGGUUCAAUGCUGUUGCCAAGACCAUCCCGACCUUUCGAGUGUUGGACGAAGAAGGCCACAUUGUCAAGAAUGGUGCCGAGUCCCAGAUCACCAAAGAAGAAGCUCUCUCCAUGUACCGCACCAUGACUCUCAUUCCUAUCGUAGACAAUGUGCUCUAUCAGUCGCAAAGGCAGGGGCGGAUCUCGUUCUACAUGCAGUGUGCUGGGGAGGAGGCGGCCAUCGUAGGUAGCGCCGCUGCACUGCGGGCUGGGGAUGAGAUCUUUGGGCAAUACAGAGAGUCGGCAGCACUCUUGCACCGAGGCUUUACCCUCAACUCGCUCAUGGCACAAUGUUUCGGCAACGUCGAAGACAAGGGUACGAAAGGCAGGAUGAUGCCUGUUCAUUACUCUGCCCCUGAGCUAGGAUUCCAUACCAUCACCAGUCCUCUCGCCACCCAGAUGCCACAAGCAGCCGGCGCAGCAUAUAUGCUCAAGUCGGACGACGAGCGACAGGGUGAUUGUGCUAUAUGCUACUUUGGCGAUGGCGCUGCAAGUGAGGGCGACUUUCACGCUGCUCUGGGAAUGAACAGCGUCCUCGGCGGACCUUGUAUUUGGUUCUGCCGAAACAACGGCUUUGCGAUAUCCACCCCCAUAGUGGACCAGUAUGCAGGUGACGGUAUAGCCUCCCGCGGCCCUGCUUACGGACUCGACACCAUCCGCGUUGAUGGCAACGAUGCCCUCGCCGUCCUCACCGCCGUCAAAGAAGCUCGCAAACGCGCCGUUGAAGGUAAAAAGGGUGUUCUGGUAGAGGCAAUGACGUACAGAGUCGGACACCAUAGCACGAGCGAUGAUUCGAGCAUGUAUAGGGAAAAGGAUGAGGUCCGGGAGUGGAACGAUCAAGACAACCCGAUCCAUCGAAUGCGGGCCUACCUCGUCUCACAGAACUGGUGGACUGAAGCAGAAGAGGCUGCUCUCCUCAAAGCCCACAAGACUGAUGUGCUGAAAUCGUUCAGCCGAGCAGAAAAGCUGCCAAAGCCAAAGCUGAGUGAAAUGUUUUCCGACGUCUGGGGUAUGCCCGAAGGCGAACAAGUGCCGGCCAUCAUCACGGAACAAAAGGCGGAGCUGGGAAGACUAUUGAAAAAGUAUGGCCAAGUGUGGGAGCCCUGGAAGAAAGAGUUGAGCAAGUUUGUGGAACAAGGCGAGGAUGUCAUGGACUGCGGCGGGCCGGGGUCAUGA
Cryptococcus amylolentus CBS 6039 is the source of this 1770-nucleotide messenger RNA. RefSeq lists its product as hypothetical. NCBI's taxonomy places the organism in Eukaryota, Fungi, Basidiomycota, Tremellomycetes, Tremellales, Cryptococcaceae. Gene Ontology annotation, molecular function: oxidoreductase activity, acting on the aldehyde or oxo group of donors, disulfide as acceptor. The record is from RefSeq and is a predicted model, not a curated record. Gene Ontology annotation, biological process: branched-chain amino acid catabolic process. Bases 1 to 1770 code for a protein of 589 amino acids. The transcript is spliced from 9 exons.